UGGGGAGGCGUUCGACGAGCGUGGGUCUGGGCGCUGGAGCUUGACGCAGGAGCAGUGGGUGUCGAUUCGGGUCAAGGCCAAGAUCGACGAUUUCUGCCGCGUCGUUGUGUCGGAGCGUUCGGAGACGUGGGAGGAUUGGCUGGUCAUCAUGGAGCGACUUCGCGGCGUCCUGCGCAAUACGUCGCUCGCAUUGGAGGAGGAGGAGGAGGCCGGCAGGGACCGAGACUCGCUUGCGCUGCAGCUUCAAGGCCUCGACCUCACUGUCGCCGCCGAUCGAGCUCGCCUACCGCGCCUGCUCACCCUCGUCCGACGCUCAUUCGACGCUCGAGCGCACCACGUCGCAGCGGCUGCGCUCACGGAGGGAGGCUCUCACUGGCUCUUCGAGCCUCAAGUUGAGCCUUUGCACGCGCUGCCAUACCUCGAGCAGCCCGACGGGACCCGCGCAUGUUCAGCUGCGGAGCAGGUCAAGGCCGUGCAGGAUUACUUCACGGAUCUCUACUCCCCUGCUGGCUCCGACGUGUCUGCCGCGGAGAUGGACCGCCUGGCGUCCGGCGUCUCGUUUCGUUGCCUUUCGGAGGAGCAGCGCGCACGCCUGACCGAGCCGUUCUCUCUGGAGGAGAUCGAGCGCGCCGCCACCAGCUCGACGUCAUGCGUUCCCGGCGUCGACGGCUUGCCGGACGCAGUCUUCGCUGCCUUGCCGGAAGAGUCUUUGGCCCCUAUGCGUGACACGCUCAAUGCUCAACUGAGCCAGAACAUGCCGCAUGGUCACCCUGCGCUGAGGUGAAAUCUGUCGGCGGCGACCCGCAAAGAGAGGCACAAGCUUGAGAAUCGGCGAGCCUGUCUGGGCCCAAGGGCGAGCAGCGUCUUUGCGGCCGGGUCAUUGCAGUACGUCUGCAACAGAGCCUCGCAACUCUCGCUCCUUCACCGCUCAGCCUUGGACAUGGCAUCGAGCGCCACAACCUUUCCUCUCUUCUUGUCCUCCUCUACCUCAUCCAGGAACACAUCGCCUCCUCCCCCAAAACCCUCCCGCCAUCCUCGUCUCCCUUUCUUUCAGCCGUGGUUGCGACAGUCUCCGCCGUGAAUGGG
Jaminaea rosea is the source of this 1086-nucleotide messenger RNA. RefSeq lists its product as hypothetical. The transcript has a single exon. The record is from RefSeq and is a predicted model, not a curated record. Bases 149 to 784 code for a protein of 211 amino acids. NCBI's taxonomy places the organism in Eukaryota, Fungi, Basidiomycota, Exobasidiomycetes, Microstromatales.